Messenger RNA from Ostrea edulis (European flat oyster), 5542 nucleotides. RefSeq names its product receptor-type tyrosine-protein phosphatase alpha-like. Gene Ontology annotation, biological process: protein dephosphorylation. Lineage: Eukaryota; Metazoa; Mollusca; Bivalvia; Ostreida; Ostreidae. The transcript has 28 exons. The record is from RefSeq and is a predicted model, not a curated record. The coding region runs from base 35 to 3586 and encodes 1183 amino acids. Gene Ontology annotation, molecular function: protein tyrosine phosphatase activity.
AAUAAAACUUCCUUGUUGUUUUAAGAAUUUGAAUAUGCAGACACUUAUCGUUUUGGUAUCAAUGAUACUGACUUUGUGUUAUGGCUACCAAAUCGUAUCUCAGAAUAAGAAGACAGAGCAGGCUAUGGAGGUACCCGGCUGCCAAAACGUUGGAACAUGUCAGCAGUAUCAAUCCAGCCGUGCAGUGGAUGGAGACAUUAACACAUGUACAAGGACAACACCUAUUGGAACUACAACUCCAGAUGAAUGGACAUGGUGGUAUGUUGACCUUGAGAAAGUACUCAGCAUCUUCAGCAUCAGAAUACAGUUCAAGGACUAUGGAGAACAAUAUGUGAUGAGACAAAGAAGCCGUUUUGCUGGUUUUUCACUCUAUGUGUCGAACACAACUAUAAAGGAGAAUGGGUAUCUAUGUUACAAGAACGGACAGGAGUUACCGACCUUGGAUUUCAGUACAACAUGUGUUAAACAUGGACGCUACGUUAUAUUUUACAAUGAAAGACUUGACGGAAGAACUUAUCCUACCGGGUAUGAAGCAGACCUAGUUUACACUGAAUUAUGUGAAGUAACUGUCACAGGUUGUAAAGAAUUCCGUUUGUAUGGAUAUAACUGUGAUCUACCCUGCCCAAACAACUGUCAGGAAUUGAGAUGUGACAUUGUCAACGGAAUGUGUUUGGGUUGUACUGCAGGAUGGAUGGGGGAGUUUUGUAACACAUCCUGUCCAGCUGGAUAUUACGGUUUACAGUGUAGAUCUACGUGUACUGGACACUGCAGAGACAACCUGUCCUGUAAUCACACCACUGGACAAUGUGACUAUGGAUGUGGUAAUGGAUGGACAGGAACACAUUGUAACAGACAGUGUCCUGCAGAAUCAUACGGUCCAGAUUGUGUGUAUAACUGUAGUGGACAGUGUCUGAGUUACCUCCCCUGUAACAGAACAACAGGAAUAUGUGAUGGAGGCUGUAAUCCAGGAUAUACCGGGGAACUCUGUGACAAAGUCUGUUCAGUCGGCCGGUAUGGAUUGAAUUGUUCAGAGAACUGCAGUUCCCAUUGCCGAUCUGAAAGUAAUAAUUGUAACCAUAGAGACGGACAUUGUGAUCAUGGAUGUGACGAUGGAUUCCAAGGAAGUAAAUGUGAGGAAAUUUGCAUUCAUGGCUGGUAUGGAGAAAACUGCUCUGUACGAUGUAACGAGAACUGUGUCAACCAGUCAUGUGACCACAUCACAGGCAACUGUACAUACGGAUGUAAACCGGGAUGGAGGACUCCCAACUGCGAAAAGAAAUGUUCAGUAAAAACGUACGGCAAAGGUUGUGGAAAUCACUGCAGCAGUCAUUGCAGAAAUAUGAUAUGUAAUCCAAUCAAUGGAUCUUGUUUGGAGGGCUGUAUUCCCGGUUACUUGGGAAGUUUCUGCAACAAACCAUGUGACAAUGGAACAUAUGGACUCAACUGCUCCCAGAAUUGUUCUCAGAACUGCCUCGACGUUUGUGAUUCUGUUGACGGAUCCUGCACGUGUUUCUCUGGGUGGACAGGGUCCCCUAACUGUAGUGAAAAAUCUUCGCAGUCAGGAGGUUCUGCAGCACAAUCUGAUACGACAAAUUCUGGCGCAGUAACAGGAGCUGUGGGAGGGGCGGUGGGAGCCGUGGGUCUUAUUGUUGUACUCAUCACAGGGAUACUGUUUAUACGAUGGAGAAGAAAGAAGGAGAAAAAGCAUGAUGAUACGGAGACGAUAACAUUUUCUUCUGUCCCAGAAACGUUAACAAUAGGAGAUAAAAGACAUGAAGAUAUGGAAAUGAGUGGAAUCGGAAAUCCUGGCUUAGAAUUAAAAACUAACGAGGAAAUGCUAAUGACGAAUGCUAAAAUAGACAUAUCUGUCGCAGAUUUUGAUACAGCAAUAUUCGUCUUGUCUGAAAAUCAGAAUGCCAAGUUAAAAGAAGAAUAUAUGACAAUUCCUAGAGGACAACUACACCCAUGUAAUGAAGGAAAGAAACAGGAAAAUGUGGCCAAAAAUCGGUACACAACGAUUUUCCCGUAUGACCAUUCACGUGUUGUUCUGGAAACAUCGCCAAAAGAGUCAGACUACAUUAACGCGAAUUAUAUUGAGGAUGUGCAAGGAAAGAAAUCGUAUAUUGCAACGCAAGGACCAAAAUCAAAGACAACUGUUGAUUUCUGGAAAAUGGUCUGGCAAGAAGACAUUAGUGUAAUUGUUUGUCUGACGAAUCUCAAAGAGGGAAAUAAGAACAAAUGUGCCCAAUACUGGCCAAAUUCCAGUGACAAGAUAAAGAAAGGCAACAUCAGCAUACGAAACCAGAGAGAAAACGUAUACGCGGACUACGUCAUCAGACACUUCCGCUUGCAAAACAGCGCCGAUAAAGUUGAGCGUGAUGUGUGCAUGUUCCACUACACGCAGUGGCCAGACCACGGUGUCCCAGAACCGUUGGCUCUCGUGGUAUUCCAUCGACAUGUUCUGAAAACUUCUGUCGAACAUCCAGGGAAGUACACUCUUGUCCACUGCAGCGCAGGGAUUGGUAGGACAGGGACGUACAUUGCAUUGGACGCGCUUAAUAAGGGAGGGGAGAUAACCGGGAAAGUUAAUACCCGGCAGUAUGUAGAAACCAUGAGAAACAGCCGUGCUAACAUGAUCCAGGGCGACGAUCAAUACAGAGUUGUCUACUUGGCAUUACUUGAAUCAUUCCGAGGAAAAGGAAGGUCUGUAUCAUCCAGGACAUUUCUACGAGAAUUCCAGGAUCAUUCCUGUUAUAUCAAUCUCGGAGAAGUAGCCAAUAAAUCACCACUUUCUGCUGAAUUUCAGGACCUGUUGUCCGGAAGACGAGAAAACACACAAGAAGACUACAAAACAGCGCGGCAAAACGUCUCGGCCAAUUACAUACCCAGUGUUCUGCCUGUUGAAAGUUACAUGUGUCCAUUGUCAAACACUAAAGGGAAGAACACCUACUACAACGCAGUUUGUUUACAGUCUUUCACAAGAAAUGACCAUUUCAUCAGUGCUCAAUAUCCUCUACCAGAUUACACAGAGGACUUCCUGAGACUUGUAAAGGCUUAUUAUGCACCUACAAUUGUAUCCCUGAGCCCGUUGGUGGAAAUCGAAUCGUCUUCACUUUGGCUUCCUGCUAAAAAUGAAAGCAAAACGGUUGGAGCAUUCACGACUAAAAUGACAGAUUGUACACAAACAACCACAGUCACCAAGACUAGCAUUACUCUACACCAACAGGGAGCUAGCGGUAUGAGCGUUUGCGUACUGGAAUGUAGAAGAUGGAAAGCAGAAAGCGGCUCCUCAAACCGGAGAGUUUUACUUGAUCUCGUCAAUGAAGCGAGGGUGGAGGAAAGGACCCAUCCCGAGGGAAGGAUUCUGGUUCUGUCGAGUGAUGGGACCAAGCGAUGUGGACAAUUCUUGGUUGUAUUCAAUGCUCUGGAACAACUUACCAUGGAUACAGAGGUGGACAUAUUUACAAUCACAAGACAACUCCAAAUCCGACGGCCAGAGUUUAUAUCUUCUUUGGAAGAAUAUCAGUUUUGUUACGAGGCCAUUGCUGAUCAUCUCCAAAAUAACACAGUGUACGCGAAUUGCUGAGGACCAGUCAAAGAGAUUAUGACAUCAACCAGCCUUCCUCCAAAUAACAAUGGAAACACAUUGAAGAAUUGUUUCAUUCACUGGAGACCAGUACUAUAUAUGUACUGGUAUUAUUGACUCACCCACACUUCACUGAUUGUAUUUGCUUGCUUCUUAUUAACUAUUCUUCCGCUUCUUGUUCUGCCUUAAAAUGUCCGCAGCCGUUGUCCGUAACCAGUACAUGAAAGUAUUAGAAACUCAAGGAUGUGAUAAGGCAAUAUAUUUAGUUGUGUAGAAAUGUUUUUGUUUUCAGAUUAAAUGGGGUUAAGUUAUAUUUUGGGGGUAGGUCCAACAUAUUGUUUGAUUGAUUGAUUGUAUCUUGCUUAACGUCUCGCUCGAGAAUUUUUCACUCAUAUGGAGACGUCAUCAAGACCGGUGAAGGGCUUCAAAUUUAGGCCUAUACUCGACGCUUACGGCCAUUGAGCAGUGAGUGUUCUUUAGCGUACCACACCUACUGUGACACGGAACAUCCGUUUUUAAGGUCAUCUCCGAGGACCCAUGACAUUCACACCUGAUGCCGAGCGUUUAUAUGUACUGGUAUCAUUAACUCACCCACACUUCACUUAUUGUAUUUGCUUGCUUUUUAUUAACUAUUCUUCCGCUUCUUCUGCUUCUGCCUUAAACUGUCCGCAGCCGUUAUCCGUAACCAGGAGAUGAAAGUAUUAGAAAUUCAAGGAUGUGAUAAGCAAUAUAUCUAGUUGUGUAGAAAUGUUUUUGUUUUCAGAUUAAAUGGGGUUAAAUUAUAUUUUGGAGGUGGGUCCAACAUAGAACUAUGUUUGGAAAAAUUAGUUCCAAAAUUCAAGAGAUAUAACGUCUUUUUUUAGUUUUAACAACAUUUAUUCAGGUAUAUAGUCAGGCUUUUACACAACCCUUACAACUCAACCUGACCAGAAGGUACAGGGUUUAAAGAAUUCCAACUCUUUCGCUCACACAUUCACACGGACAGACAAGCAUACUAAACAAUGGCUAGAAGUAAAGAAAGUAGAAAAAAUGACAAUGUACUCUGGCUGAGUUUAUAAAUAUCAUACUAUAAUAAUUAUCAAUCAGAUAUAUGAUGUAAUAUCAAGGUUGUUAUUUAAUGAAAUACUACUUUAAACACACUAUUGAUUGAACAUACAUUCACCUCAUCUCUUACGAAGAAAAAGAAAAAAUUAUAACAAAUGUAUAUAAUCCUAAAAAAGAAGCAUUUUAGGAUAUUUUUGUUUUAACAUAGUUUACGUUAUGCUUGAGCUAAUGUUUCACAUAAUUUCCAUUUCUUUUCAAAUUGAUCUCUACAAUUAUAUUUACUUGCAAUUUGUUUUUCCACUCUGUAUACAUUAGUCCAAGUGGUUUAAAUGUACUCAAUGACAAACAAUAUCCUGUACAUUUGGUUAAGUAUAUAUAAUGUUUCAGAUGGUUAUUUUCAAAGUUUACCAUUUUAAUUUUCGAACAUCCAAGGAUAAAAGUAAUCUUAUCAGUUAUAAUAUUGAAUGAAAAUGUUUCAAUAAACCAACAUUGCACACUUCUUUAAAAAAAAUACUGACUUUUUUCACAAUCAUACACAAUGUAUUUCAAUGAUUCUCUCUCCUCUAAACAAAAAGUGCAUAAAUCGUUUCCAAUCAUUUUCAAAAAAGUGUUUGUAGUUAAAAUUAUAUGAUUUACUCGAUAUUGUAGCCAUUGUAAUUUAUUAUAUUUUGUGUUCAUAAAAACAUCCUUAUAAAUUCCUCUCCAUUCUUCACUAGAUAUUUCAAAUUGUUUAUCCCAUUUUCUUUGUCCAUUUGGUUUUUCUUUGCUACAAUUCAAUAUUUUGUAAAUUGUUCUAGUGUUGGCUUUAUCAUCUAGUAAAGAUAAAAUGUGUAAGGGAAUAGUUGGUUCUUGUUCUUUAAUCAGAUGAUCAAUAUUAAAAUCUUUCAUCAUUUUCUUUACUACUUGUGUUAC